AUGACUGAUCCUUAUUCCAAUUUCUUCACAGGCUGGUUCAAGUCCAAUUCCUUUCACCAUUACCCUAAUUCCUCAACUAACCCUUCUCCUCCUCCUCCUCCUCCUCCUCCUCAAUCUUCCCUCUUCUUCUCUCACUCCGGCGACUUCCACCGUCCACCGCCACCACCAACUCCUCCUCCUUCCCCUCCUCUCCGUGAAGCCCUCCCUCUCCUCAGCCUCAGCCCCGCCAACAAACAACACCACCACCACCAUGACCAUCAAAUUCAAGAACCACCUUCAAUCUCCAUGGAUGUUGACUACGAUCAUGAUCAUCACCAUCAAGAUGAUCAUAACCUCGAUGACCCUGACCAUGACGUCACGGUUGCUCUUCACAUAGGCCUUCCAAGCCCUAGUCCUCAAGAGAUGGCCUCUUUGCUCAUGAUGUCUUCUUCCUCCUCUUCCUCUAGGACCACUCAUCACAUGAACGACAAGAUGAAAGAUCUCGACAACGACUACCUUCACGCCGCCGCCGGAGGAGGUGAGGAUGACGAUGAAGAUUCAGUCGGCGGAGACGGUGGAUGUAGAAUAAGCAGACUCAACAAGGGUCAGUAUUGGAUCCCUACACCUUCUCAGAUUCUCAUUGGCCCUACUCAGUUCUCUUGUCCUGUUUGCUUCAAAACCUUCAACAGAUACAACAACAUGCAGAUGCAUAUGUGGGGACAUGGAUCACAAUACAGAAAAGGACCCGAAUCUCUAAGGGGAACGCAGCCAACUGGAAUGCUGAGGCUUCCGUGCUACUGCUGCGCUCCAGGCUGUCGCAACAACAUUGACCAUCCAAGGGCAAAGCCUUUGAAAGACUUCAGAACACUUCAAACACAUUACAAGAGGAAGCAUGGAAUCAAGCCUUUCAUGUGUAGGAAAUGUGGAAAGGUUUUCGCGGUCCGAGGGGACUGGAGAACACAUGAGAAAAAUUGCGGAAAGCUUUGGUAUUGUAUUUGUGGAUCUGAUUUCAAGCACAAGCGAUCUCUCAAAGAUCACAUCAAGGCUUUUGGAACUGGCCAUGGAGCUUAUGGCAUUGAUGGGUUUGAUGAAGAAGAUGAGCCUGCCUCUGAGGUAGAACAAUUAGACAAUGAUCAUGAGUCAAUGCAGUCCAAAUAACUUAUAUAUAUUAGUAUAAGUACUUAGUUUUUUCAGUAUAUAUAUUAAUUCUAUGAGUGCCUAAAUCUAUGGACCGAGUUUUGAUGGAGGUAGGGCUUCUCUAGUAAGAGCUAUAUGAUCAUCUAAGUUGUCAUAUACACAAAAUGAUCAGGAUCACUUGGAAUAUUUCAUAAUUGUAUCUCUAGUUUUCUACUUAAAUUUAUUACAAAGGAAUGUGUAACUCCAACUAAUGAGGUUCGCCACGGUAUCUACUUGUUUAUAUUAUUUUGGAAUUAGUUUACUUUUCGUUUCG
Eruca vesicaria subsp. sativa (arugula) is the source of this 1429-nucleotide messenger RNA. Lineage: Eukaryota; Viridiplantae; Streptophyta; Magnoliopsida; Brassicales; Brassicaceae. The record is from the annotation of a GenBank genome assembly.